Messenger RNA from Eucalyptus grandis, 623 nucleotides. RefSeq names its product photosystem II 5 kDa protein, chloroplastic. The record is from RefSeq and is a predicted model, not a curated record. NCBI's taxonomy places the organism in Eukaryota, Viridiplantae, Streptophyta, Magnoliopsida, Myrtales, Myrtaceae. The coding region runs from base 131 to 469 and encodes 112 amino acids. The transcript has a single exon.
CUUUGCACUUGCCAUCCUGCUCGACCCUCAAAUAAUAACAAUUCCCUCCCCCACAAACGUAAAGUUGCAAGUCGAGAGAAGCUGAGAAAGAAAGCGAAACGCUCACCCAACAACGCUUGCAACAGCAGCAAUGGCUUCCAUGACCAUGACAGCCUCCUUCCUCGCCGGCUCGUCGGCUGUGGUCGGCAAGCUCCCAUCGGCCAAGGUCUCGAGGGGGCUCUUCGUGGCCAAGGCCUCGAGAGCCACCGAGGCCGAGAAGGCCAGCCUUGAAGUCGAUGCCACCAAGGAAGAGAGAGCCAACGGGAGGAGGGACUUGGUCUUUGCCGCCGCAGCCGCAGCCGCAUGCGCCGUCGCGAGGGCCGCUGUUGCUGAGGAGGAAGAGGAGCCAAGGAGAGGGACUCCCGAGGCCAAGAAGAAGUAUGCUCCUAUUUGCGUGACAAUGCCCACUGCUCGCGUAUGCCGCAAAUGAGGGUCAGGAAUUUGGCAACUCCUUUUUACCCCUCUUGCUUUCGUGUUGAUUUGGGAAUGAUGAUAUGUUUGUAAAACCUGGUAUUCUAAUUUCUUGCUAUCUUGGGACUAAUCGAUCACCAUUCUAUCUAAGUCCGCUUCGUUCGUCUGAGUCA